This is a messenger RNA of Schistosoma curassoni, 2580 nucleotides long. The record is from the annotation of a GenBank genome assembly. Lineage: Eukaryota; Metazoa; Platyhelminthes; Trematoda; Strigeidida; Schistosomatidae.
AUGAAAAUGGCUCUGACUACUGUUCUUAAGGAUAUCUUGCCAUUGUUGGACAUGUCAGUUUAUUGUAACUACAAAUCAGCUUUAGAAAAAACGAUUACCUGUGUAUCGCAGUAUUGCAAAAGUGGAGCUUGUUCUGAACAUUUGAGAAUAUUUUUCUUAAAUGAGCGUAUCAACCAAUUAUUUGUCCUUGUUAUAAAAGACUGUGGCGUUACUAACGAUUUAUCCUACCCAAAGCUACCCGUACUCCUAACUCCUCCACCAUCACCUGGCAUUAGCUCGUUGUUAUGUUCUCAAUGUGGACAGUUUUUAGCACUCAUAUCUGAAACCUGCGUGUUUGUUGUGGAUGCACAGUUCGGCGCAAAAGAAUUUUGUCAGGACCAAAUUGUUCGUCCAAUAUACUGUGCUAUUGAUCUUAGAGACCUUUCCUCCAAAUCAAAAUUAAAUGACGUUAUAGUAAAGGUGCGGUGGCAUCCGAAAUCUAACAGAACAUUGGUUAUUGUAACCGAAAAUUCCUUUAUAUAUUACAUUCAUUGUGUAAAGUCCUCAGAAAAUCAAAGCAUUCGAUUCAAUUUAUGGCUUGAAGCAGAUCUUUCAGUAUUUACUCAUAGCGCUCUUGAUGCUACCUACCAGGAUAUGAAUGAUUCGGAUGAGAGUUCUUGCAAUGAAAACGAUGAUAACAGUUCAUCAGUGUCCAAUACGAAAAUGAAUCUCAGUUUUGCUUUAGGCAGCAAGUGUGUCGACUUUGAUUUCGGUUCCGCACUAUUUAUAUCAAAACGCGGUUUAUCGGAAGCUCAGUUACAAGAUUGCUGUUUGUUCCUUCUUUACGAAACAGGUGAUGUUAUUCAAGUAUGUGGAUGCUUGUCCGUUCGUAAAAUGAAUCAGCUAAAAUGUAAUGUUUUGCACAUUUUCCCACCAUCAAUUGAUAAUUAUGGAGAUGAAUUCUGUGCUAUUCAUUGUAUUCGUCCUAUUGACAGUUCAGAAAUGUUUUCAUUUGAAAAACCUCCUGAUAUAUUAGUGUUAGCUGAUAAAAUUGGUCGUUUGCAUAAUGGUAUUGUUCUGCGAGCCAAUAUACCUGGACAGAAUAAAAACAAAAAUCAAACUACAACCCCUCCAGUUUUACUAUGUCUCGUUGAUAUUGUGGAUCUUGAUCUAAUGUCUAGUAAUAGAACAACUGUGCAACAGUGUCAUCCAAACGGUAGUAUACUUCAUUCUUCAAAUUAUUCUGAUUACAAUCAUUUUGAAUCUCCAUCGUUGUCAUUAGAACCAGCUAAUCUAAUUUUUUUGGACAAUAUUGAAUAUAAUAGUUAUUCAAUAGAUGGUUCAGAUUUUGUUAAAAAUAGAAUUUUUGGCUUGAAAUAUUCACAUCAAGGAUAUUAUGUAAUUCAUCAUAUGGGCAUUCAUCUUGUUAGUCUGUCAUGGAUUGAAAAUCUUUCACUAUGGUGUAGUGAAUUUAACAGUCAACUGUUAAAUGAUUCUAAUAAAUCUCUUAUUGAAGAGAUUCGGGAUUGGCAGUCAUGUGUGAAACACCUUGUCUGUGGCCAAAUUACCAUCUCUACCCCUGAUGGGAUGAAUGAAGAUAUGGAGGGAAAGUUUAGACUAGCUGGUUUCAUUGAACUAUCAUGUAAUUUCCUGUCAAAAAGUCAACCGAAAUCUAAAACUACAACCACAUUAGCUGAUUGUCGAUCAACUAAAGGUGUCACACUUUUGUUUAUUCGUGCACCUAUCCAACCAAUUGAUUCAACUGCCGGUAUAACUGAUUAUUCAUGUUUGGUACAUUUCAUCAGUCUAACACGGAAACCUGAAAGUUAUGCUAUGAAACAACGUUAUACUGGGUUAGAUUCAAGAACUACUGAUCAUUAUGAUUCCUGUGAUUCAACUCUCCGUUCACACUUCACAUCUCAAAUAAAACAAGUGUUAUCGGGAGACAAUUCACAUUUUCCGAUGAUAACCGGUUUAAAUUUACAACCCGAUCUUACCCAGCAACAGUUGGUUCAAUUUUUUAUUAAGGUCUCUGAUAUACUGCGCAAAGGACCUCUAGAUCGUCUAAUGAAAGCUCGCUCAAUGAUUGAACAUCACUCUAGACAGUUACAAGAUAUAAUUUCAGCUCAACAUUCCGAAGCAAUGAAGCUAACAUCUGAACGUCAAACUUUACAAUCUAAAGCUGAGGACUUAGCAAAACGUCACUCUGUAAUCGUCGAGCGUCAAAGUAUGUUGGAUAAACGUAUGGCUAACUUAUCAACCCGUUUAGCCGCUUUAGGCGAAGGUCCUACUAAAGCUGAAAUCGCAAUGCGUAGUGAAGUUAUCGUAAUUCGUGAUCGUCUACACAAAGGCCUUAGGCAAUGGUUAUCGAAUCUCAAGAACCGUCGUGACAAAUUGGAAAAACAAAUACUGUUGCGCAAAAAAACAGAUAAAUCAUCUAUUCGUAACUCUCUUCCCAGCAGCCUUCUUAGAACCACCGAAAAUAUCGAAGGAAAUCAGUGGCAGACAGUAUCAGAAGAACUUCGCCGGGAAACUUUAGAAAUCAAAAUGUUAAUUAACGCAGUUAAAACGCUUAACACAAAGACUAUAAAUCCCACCUAG